This is a messenger RNA of Fukomys damarensis (Damara mole-rat), 14954 nucleotides long. It is a transcript of the gene Vps13a, whose product is annotated as vacuolar protein sorting 13 homolog A. Gene Ontology annotation, biological process: protein targeting to vacuole; protein retention in Golgi apparatus; autophagy. The transcript has 72 exons. The coding region runs from base 91 to 9606 and encodes 3171 amino acids. Lineage: Eukaryota; Metazoa; Chordata; Mammalia; Rodentia; Bathyergidae. The record is from RefSeq and is a predicted model, not a curated record. Gene Ontology annotation, cellular component: extrinsic component of membrane.
ACAGACCCGCCCCGGAGACCGUGAAGGCGGCGUCUCAAGGCUGGGGCACGGGAGGGAGGGCGGCCGCCGUGACCUCCGCCGCUGAGGAAAAUGGUAUUCGAGUCACUGGUCGUGGACGUGCUGAACCGGUUCUUGGGGGACUAUGUGGUGAACCUGGACACGUCCCAGCUGUCCCUGGGCAUCUGGUCAGGAGCUGUGGCCCUCAAGAAUCUUGAAAUUAAAGAAAAUGCUUUGAGUCAACUGGAUGUACCAUUUAAAGUUAAAGUUGGCCACAUAGGUACUCUUAACCUUGUGAUUCCAUGGAAAAACCUCUAUACUCAACCAGUUGAAGCUGUAUUGGAAGAAAUUUAUUUGCUCAUAGUGCCUUCUUCUAGAAUAAAAUAUGAUUCUUUAAAAGAAGAAAAACAACUCAUGGAAGCAAAGCAGCAGGAAUUAAAAAGAAUAGAAGAAGCAAAACAAAAAGUUGAUCAAGAACAACAUCAGAAUGAGAAGCAAGACACUUUUGCAGAAAAAUUAGUCACUCAGAUCAUAAAAAAUCUUCAAGUGAAAAUUUCCAACAUUCAUAUCCGUUAUGAAGAUGAUAUUACAAAUCGAGAUAAACCACUUUCAUUUGGUAUUUCCCUUCAAAAUCUCAGCAUGCAGACAACAGAUCAAUAUUGGGUUCCAUGUUUACAUGAUGAAACUGAGAAACUAGUUCGUAAGUUAAUUCGAUUGGAUAAUCUUUUUGCCUAUUGGAACGUGAAUUCUCAGAUGUUUUAUCUUUAUGAUUAUGAUGAAUCAUUGGACAGCUUGAAGAAUGGUAUUGUCAGUGAAAACAUUGUUCCAAGAGGUUAUGAUUUUGUAUUUCGCCCCAUAUCUGCUAAUGCCAAGCUCCAGAUGAAUCGCCGAUCAGAUUUUGACUUUUCUGAUCCCAAAAUAAACUUGGAGGUUGAGUUACAUAACAUAGCAAUUGAAUUUAAUAAACCACAGUAUUUCAGUGUUGUGGAGCUUCUUGAGUCAAUUGAUAUGAUGAAACAAAAUCUGCCUUACAGGAAGUUCAAACCUGAUGUGCCUCUUCACUUCCAUGCCAGAGAAUGGUGGUGUUAUGUUAUACAUGGUGUUCUUGAAGUAAACGUGUGCCCCAAAUUACGAAUGUGGUCAUGGAAGCAUAUUAGUGAACAUAGACAAAAAAUGAAGCAGUAUAAAGAAUUGUAUAAAAAAAAGUUAACAAGUAAGAAGCCACCUGGUGAAAUUCUCAUGUCUUUGGAGGAGUUGGAGAAAACCUUGGAUAUCUUUAAUAUAACUAUAGCUAGACAACAGGCAGAAGUUGAGGUAAAGAAAGCUGGAUAUAGGAUUUAUAAAGAAGGAGUAAACGAUCCAGAGGAUAAUAAAGGAUGGUUUAGCUGGCUGUGGACUUGGUCAGAAUCAAAAACCAACAAGACUAAACAGCAACCAGAUGUUAAACCUGGAAUUCUUGAAGAAAUGUUGACACCCGAAGAAAAAGCUUUACUCUAUGAAGCAAUUGGCUAUAGUGAAACAGCAGUUGAUCCAACUUUGCCCAAAACAUUUGAAGCCAUGAAGAUUUUCAUUCAUUUGAAAAGCAUGUCUGUUGUUCUAAGAGAAAGUCACCAAAAACCUGAGCUCAUAGACAUUGUUGUAGAAGAAUUUAGCACUUCAGUUGUGCAAAGACCAGGAGCACAAGCAAUAAAAUUUGAAACCAAAAUUGAUUCAUUUCAUAUUACUGGCUUACCAGAUAAUUUUAAAAAGCCUCACCUCCUGACUUCUUUGGAUGAUAUGUCACUCUUCCAAAUUAUAUUUGAGAUAAAUCCACUAGAUGAAACUGUUGCUCAGAGGUGUAUCAUAGAAGCUGAACCUUUAGAAAUAAUAUAUGAUGCAAGGACAGUGAAUAGUAUAGUGGAAUUCUUCAGACCUCCUAAAGAGGUACAUCUAGCACAGCUCACUUCAGCAACUUUGACAAAACUUGAAGAAUUUCGAGACAAGACAGCAACAGGUCUUCUGUAUAUUAUUGAAACACAGAAAGUUCUUGAUCUCAGAAUUAAUUUGAAGGCUUCAUAUAUUAUUGUCCCACAAGAUGGAGUUUUCAGCCCUACAUCAAAUCUACUUCUUUUGGAUCUUGGUCAUCUAAAGGUGACAAGUAAAAGUCGUUUGGAGUUACCAGGUAUGAAACAAGGUGGAGCCGAUCUUGAAGAGAUAAGGCGUAGAGCUUAUGAUUCCUUUGAUGUUCAGCUUACAAGCAUACAACUGCUUUAUAGUCGAGUGGGUGAGAAUUGGAAAGAGGCACGAAAACUUAAUGUAUCUACACAGCAUAUUUUGGUACCCAUGCAUGUCAAUGUGGAACUCUCUAAGGCAAUGGUUUUCAUGGAUAUUAAGAUGCCCAAAUUCAAGAUUUCUGGAAAGCUACCUCUUGUUUCCAUACACGUCUCAGAUAAGAAACUGCAAGGGAUUAUGGAAUUGGUUGAAAGCAUUCCAAAACCUAAACCUGUAACUGAUGUAUCUGCACCUGUCAAAUCAUUUCAGAUUCAAACAUCUUCUUUGGGAACAUCACAGAUAUCACAGAAAAUAAUUCCCCUUUUGGAACGUCCAUCUAUUUCUGAAGAUGACUCAGAGGAGGAAUUUUUUGAUGCACCAUGUAGUCCCCUGGAAGUACCUCCUCAGGUUCCAACUAGAGUUAAAAGUAUUCAACAAAGAAAGUUACAAAAGCAAGACUGCCUGGUAAAUUUGACUCAGUUCAAAAUACGAUUUGAAGUAGAAGAGGUUUUGAUUCAGUUUUAUCACCUUGAAGGGGAUUGUGAACUACCUGUUGUAGAAAUUGAUGUUUUAAGGUCAGGCAUGGAAGUUGAAAUUAGAACAUUUGAUUUGAAGGCAAAUGCCUUUUUGAAAGAGUUCUGCUUAAAGUGUCCAGAAUUCUUUGAUGAAAAUAAAAAACCAGUAUAUUUGGUCACAACACUGGAUAACACAAUGGAAGAUCUAUUAACACUGGAAUAUGUGAAGACUGAAAAAAAUGCACCUAACUUAAAAAGUACCUAUAAUAAUGUUUUACAGAUGAUCAAGGUGAAUUUUUCCUCUUUGGAUAUUCAUUUACAUACAGAAGCACUUCUGAAUACAAUAAAUUAUCUUAAUAAAAUCUUUCCACCCUCUCUGGAAAAAUCAGCCUCAGUGUCUGUUGAGACUGAAGACAAAGGAGAAGUCAUUAAAAAAUUAGCUUUCAAGCAGUCUGUGAAUGAAGAUGUUAUUACUUUGCAGAUUUUAGCAGAAUUAUCAUGUUUACAGAUUUUUAUUCAAGAACAGAAACGUAACAUUUCUGAAAUUAAGAUUGAAGGACUUGAUUCUGAGAUAAUUAUGAGGCCUUCAGUAACUGAAAUAAAUGCAAAGCUAAGAAAUAUAAUUGUUUUGGAUUCAGAUACAAUGGCUGUAUACAAAAAGGCUGUUUAUAUCACUGGAAAAGAAGUUUUCAGCUUUAAAAUGGUUUCUUACAUGGAUGCUACUGCUGGUUCUGCUUACACAGAUAUGAACGUGGUAGACCUUCAGAUUAAUUUAACUGUUGGUUGCAUUGAAGUAGUUUUUGUCACAAAAUUUCUGUAUUCUAUAUUGGCUUUUAUAGAUAAUUUUCAAACAGCUAAAGAAGCCUUGGCUGAAGCAACUGUUCAGGCAGCAGGAAUGGCUGCUACUGGUGUAAAAGAACUGGCACAAAGGAGUUCAAGAUUAGCACUGGAUGUUAACAUCAAAGCCCCAGUGGUGGUCAUUCCACAGUCUCCAGAUUCGGCAAAUAUUUUUGUAGCUGAUUUUGGACUAAUUACCAUGACCAAUAAGUUCAUUAUGGUGACAGAGAGCCAGAGCAAUCCUCCACCUGUUAUUGACUUGAUAACAAUAAAGCUGAGUGAAAUGAGACUUUACAGGUCUGAAUUUAUUAAUGGUGAAUACCAAGAAGUGCUGGAUCUACUACUGCCACUAAAUCUUGAAGUGGUUGUUGAGCGAAAUUUAUCCUGGGAUUGGUACCAAGAAGUUCCUUGUUUUAAUGUAAAUGCUCAGUUAAAACCCAUGGAGUUUAUUCUUAGUCAAGAAGAUAUAACAACUAUUUUUAAAACAUUGUAUGGAAAUAUAUGGUAUGACGAAGGUGUUAGCGCCUCAUCUGCUGUAACUAAAGACCAAAGUAGUAGUACCAGUGCAGCCACUAAUGCUUCACACCAUUCAGGAGGAACAACUGUGGUGACAGCUGCUGUGGUAGAAGUACAUUCACGUGCCUCUCAAGUUAAAACAACACUGAAUAUAAGUUUCAGAACUGAUUAUCUCACCAUGGUACUAUAUAGUCCAGGUCCUGAACCGGCUUCCUUUUCAGAUAUUCGUGAUCCUUCUCUGCAGCUUGCUGAAUUUAAAUUGGAAAAUAUUAUAAGUACGUUAAAAAUGUAUACAGAUGACUCUACAGUUUCCUCUCUCUCAUUAAAAAAUUGUAUUUUAGAUGACAAAAGACCUCAUGUCAAGAAAGCAACCCCUAGAAUGAUAGGACUAACUGUCGGGUUUGACAAAAAGGACAUGAUGGAUGUAAAGUACAGGAAAGUCAGAGAUGGUUCUGUAACCGACGCGAUCUUUCAAGAAAUGUAUAUUUGUGCAAGUGUGGAGUUUCUGCUGACUGUUGCCAAUGUCUUUCUUGAGGCCUAUACCACAGGCACCAUUGUAGAAAACACUGUUCAGACAUGGACUACUAAGGAAGAAGUGCCUUUACAGGAAUCAGAAAAAUGGGAAGUUAACAUUCUUAUUAAAAAUCCAGAAAUUGUGUUUGUGGCUGACAUGACAAGUAAUGAUGCUCCUGCUUUAGUCAUUACAACACAAUGUGAAAUUUGCUGUAAAGGUGACCUUGAAAACAGUACAAUGACUGCCGCCAUUAAAGAUCUCCAAGUCAGAGCAUGCCCAUUUCUUCCAGUCAAAAGAAAAGGCAGAGUUGCUACUGUUUUACAGCCCUGUGACUUGUUUUAUCAGGCUACUCAGAUAGGUACAGAUCCACAAGUGAUUGAUAUAUCAGUAAAAUCACUUACACUAAAGGUUUCACCAGUUAUCAUAAAUACCAUGAUUACUAUAACUUCAGCGCUUUAUACAACUAAGGAAGCCAUCCCAAAAGAAACCACUUCUUCUGUAGCACAACUAUGGGAAAAGAAGGAUACAAAGAAUUUAAAAAUGUGGUUCCUUGAAGAAUCAAAUGAAACUGAAAAAAUAACUCCUACAGCUGAAUUGUUACCCAAUGGAGAGAUGAUGAAAAUAAAUAUUGAUUCUAUUUUUAUAGUUCUGGAAGCUGGAAUUGGCCAUAGGACAGUGCCUAUGCUUUUAGCAAAAUCACGUUUUUCAGGAGAAGGCAAAAACUGGAGCACAUUAAUAAAUCUCCAUUGUCAGCUUGAGCUAGAAGUUCAUUAUUACAAUGAAAUGUUUGGUGUAUGGGAACCUUUGCUUGAACCCUUAGAAAUUGAUCAGACUGAAGAUUUUAGACCAUGGAAUCUGGGAAUCAAGAUGAAGAAGAAAGCCAAAAAGGCCAUAGUUGAGUCUGAUACUGAAGAGGAAAACUACAAAGUGCCAGAGUAUAAAACUGUCAUCAGUUUCUAUUCAAAAGACCAAUUAAAUAUUACAUUAUCCAAGUGUGGCCUUGUAAUGUUAAAUAAUUUAGUCAAGGCAUUUACAGAAGCUGCUUCUGGAUCUUCAGCAGUCUUCAUAAGGGAUCUAGCACCAUUUAUGAUUUUGAAUUCUCUUGGACUUACUAUAUCAGUUUCACCAAGUGAUGCUUUUAACGUACUGAAUGUGUCUAUGGCAAAAUCAUAUAUAUUGAAAAGUGAAGAGACUUUAAGUAUGGAUUAUGUGGGAACUAAGGACAAUGAUCAUUUUAGUGCAAUGACCAGUUUAAGCAGCAAACUCUUCUUCAUUCUUCUUACACCUGUCAACCACUCUACUGCUGAUAAGAUUUCUUUAACAAAAGUGGGACGCCGUCUAUACACUGUAAGACACAGAGAAUCUGGAGUUGAAAGGUCUAUUGUUUGUCAGAUUGAUGCAGUGGAAGGAAGUAAGAAAGUAACAAUCCGCUCACCAAUGCAGAUUAGAAAUCAUUUUUCAGUCCCAAUCUCUAUCUAUGAAGGAGACACUUUAUUGGGAAUUGCUUCACCUGAGAAUGAAUUCAACAUACCAUUAGCAUCUUAUCGAUCAUUUCUUUUUCUGAAGCCAGACGACGAGGACUAUCAAAUGUGUGAAGGAAUUGACUUUGAAGAAAUUAUAAAAAAUGAUGGAGCUGUUCUGAAGAAGAAAUGUAGAUCUAUGAACCCUUCUAAGAAAUCAUUUAUUAUUAAUAUUGUUCCUGAAAAAGAUAAUUUGACAUAUCUAUCAGUAUAUUCAGAAGACGGUUGGGACUUACCAUACAUAAUGCAUUUGUGGCCACCAGUGCUACUCCAAAAUCUUCUUCCUUACAAAAUUGCUUAUUACCUAGAGGGGAUUGAAAACACAGUUUUUACUCUAAACGAAGGACAGUCAGCCCAGAUUAGUGCUGUACAAAUGGACAAAGCCAGACUACAUUUAAAAUUACUUGACUAUCUUAAUCAUGAUUGGAAAGGUGAAUAUCGCAUAAGAUCUAAUCAACAAGACAUUAGUUUCAUCACUUUUACCUCUGUUACAGAAAUGGAAAAGAUUGACUUAGAUAUUGCUAUCCACAUGACUUACAAUACUGGUCAGACUGUGGUGGCAUUUCAUAGUCCGUAUUGGAUGGUGAAUAAAACUGGUCGAAUGUUACAAUACAAAGCCGAUGGAAUUCAUCGAAAGCAUCCACCUAAUUAUAAAAAACCAGUUCUCUUUUCUUUUCAGCCAAAUCACUUUUUUAAUAACAAUAAGGUUCAGCUUAUGGUAACUGAUAGUGAAUUGUCAGAUCAGUUUUCAAUUGACACAGUUGGUAGUCAUGGAGCCAUUAAAUGUAAAGGCCCACAGUUGGAUUAUCAAGUUGGUGUUACUAUAGACCUCAGCAGUUUUAACAUUACAAGAAUUGUGACAUUUACCCCUUUUUAUAUGAUUAAAAACAAAAGCAAGUAUCAUAUAUCAGUGGCUGAAGAGGGAACUAAUAAAUGGCUCCCUCUUGAUUUGGAGCAGUGUAUCCCCUUUUGGCCUGAGGAUGCUUCUAGUAAACUUCUUAUUCAAGUUGAAAACAGUGAAGGUCCUCCCAAAAGGAUAUAUUUUAACAAGCAAGAAAAUUGUGUUUUGUUGCAUCUGAAUGAUGAGCUUGGAGGUAUUAUAGCAGAAGUUAAUUUAGCUGAGCAUUCUACAGUUAUUACAUUUUCAGAUUAUCAUGAUGGAGCAGCUCCAUUCCUAUUAAUAAAUCAUACCAAGAAUGACCUUGUUCAGUACAAACAAAGUUCUCUUAGUGAAAUUGAAGAUUCUCUUACUCCUGGAAAAGCAGUGUUUUAUACAUGGGCUGAUCCAGUGGGCUCUAGAAAGCUGAAGUGGAGUUGUGGAAAAAGUUAUGGUGAAGUAACACAAACAGAUGAUAUGAUGACAGCUAUAAAUUUAGGAAAGAACACCAUAUAUUUAGUUUCUUUCUUUGAAGGCCUGCAACGCAUUAUUUUAUUCACUGAAGAUUCAAAGGUGUUUAAAGCAACAUAUGAAAGUGAGAAAGCAGAGUUAGCAGAGCAAGAAAUUGCACUGGCAUUACAAAAUGUUGGAAUUUCUCUUGUCAACAAUUACACAAAACAAGAAGUGGCCUACAUCGGCAUUACAAGUUCUGAUGUAGUUUGGGAGACAAAGCACAAGAAGAAGGCAAGAUGGAAGCCAAUGAGUGUAAAGCACACCGAGAAAUUGGAAAAAGAAUUUAAGGAAUAUACUGAAUCUUCACCUUUAGAAGACAAGAUUAUUGAGUUGGACACCAGCAUUUCGGUUCGCUUAACACCUAGUGGUAAUAGCAUGAAAAUUCUGCAACCACAUGUAAUAGCUCUCCGAAGAAAUUAUCUUCCAGCAUUAAAAGUUGAAUAUAGCACAUCUGCUCAUCAAUCAUCAUUCAGAAUUCAGAUUUAUAGAAUACAGAUCCAAAACCAGAUUCAUGGUGCUAUUUUCCCAUUCGUGUUUUAUCCUAUUAGACCUCCAAAAUCUGUCACCAUGGACUCAGCACCAAAGCCCUUUACAGAUGUCAGUAUUGUCAUGAGAUCUGCAGGACAUUCCCAGAUAUCACGUAUUAAGUAUUUCAAAGUAUUGAUUCAAGAAAUGGAUCUCAGGUUAGAUCUUGGAUUUGUCUAUGCUUUAGCAGACCUUAUGACAGAAAAUGAAGCGACUGAAAACACAGAGGCUGGGCUUUUCCAUAAAGAUGUAGAAGCUUUUGAAGAAGAAUAUGAAACGGUUUCUCUAGUAGAUCAAUCACAAGUCAGUCUCUAUGAAUAUUUUCAUAUAUCUCCUAUCAAGUUGCAUCUAAGUGUUUCACUGAGUUCGGGUAGAGAAGAAGCUAAAGAUUCAGAACAGCAUGGAGGACUGAUUCCAUUUCAUUCUUUAAAUCUUUUGCUGAAGAGUAUUGGUGCCACCCUUACAGAUGUACAAGACGUAGUUUUUAAGCUUGCCUUUUUUGAACUCAACUAUCAGUUUCAUACCACAUCUCAACUACAGUCUGAAGUAAUAAAACACUAUUCAAAACAGGCCAUUAAGCAGAUGUACGUACUCAUUCUUGGACUUGAUGUUUUGGGAAAUCCCUUUGGCUUAAUUAGAGAAUUUUCAGAAGGUGUAGAGGCAUUUUUUUAUGAACCUUACCAGGGAGCCAUCCAGGGUCCUGAAGAGUUUGUGGAGGGAAUGGCACUAGGACUCAGGGCACUUGUUGGUGGAGCCGUUGGUGGAUUAGCUGGUGCUGCCUCAAAAAUCACUGGUGCUAUGGCUAAAGGUGUGGCAGCUAUCACAAUGGAUGAAGACUACCAGCAGAAAAGAAGAGAAGCCAUGAAUAAGCAGCCAGCUGGUUUCAGAGAAGGGAUCACUCGUGGAGGAAAAGGCUUGGUUUCUGGUUUUGUAAGUGGCAUUACAGGAAUUGUUACGAAACCAAUCAAAGGGGCUCAAAAAGAAGGAGCAGCUGGUUUCUUUAAAGGUGUUGGGAAAGGUUUAGUGGGAGCAGUAGCCAGACCAACAGGAGGCAUCAUAGACAUGGCUAGCAGUACAUUUCAGGGAAUAAAAAGAGCUACAGAGGCUUCUGAAGUAGAGAGUCUACGACCUCCUCGAUUCUUUAAUGAAGAUGGAGUUAUCAGACCUUACAGAUUGAGGGAUGGUACUGGAAAUCAGAUGUUACAGGUCAUGGAAAAUGGAAGAUUUGCAAAAUACAAGUAUUUUACUCAUGUCAUGAUCAAUAAAACAGAUAUGUUCAUGAUAACUAGACGUGGUGUAUUGUUUGUAACAAAGGGAACAUUUGGACAACUUACAUGUGAGUGGCAGUACAGUUUCGAUGAAUUUACCAAAGAACCAUUCAUUGUUCAUGAAAGAAGAUUGCGCAUUGAAGCAAAGGAACGGGUGAAGUCUGUAUUCCACGCCAGAGAGUUUGGAAAAAUAAUUAACUUCAAGACCCCAGAGGAUGCUAGGUGGAUCCUUACAAAGCUAGAAGAAGCAAGAGAACCUUCUCCAAGCCUCUGAGGAGAACCCUAUCAGAAGACACAGCAGUCCCUUACUCAUUUGCACACUGUACCUUCCAACAUAUCACUGUUCAGGAAGCAUAUCACAGGGGUGAUUUCUAGAUGCAUGCAUAAGGAGUCAAAUCAGGUAAAAGAGCUAUGUGAUUAAAACACUUCAACUAUUCAGAGAUCUAUUCAGUUUCCUACGUUGAAUCAUGUGUCUAGUUAUAAUUCUCAUUACUUUAUAAAAUAAAAUGUAGUUUGUUCUCUGUAGUGGUGGAAAGGUUCCCCAUGGUCUCCACAUGGAAUAAAGGUUGAUGUUUCUAGUUCACAUUUUAAACUUCUAUCAUGAUUUAGUUCAAACUUCUUGAGUCAAAAUCAGGCACUGCCUCGAUGUUGUCAAGUUGUGAUUUAUUCAGAAGUAUGAAGCUCUUUUUAUAAAUAAAUAUGUGGUACUUUCCUUAUUUUUUAAAUAAAGGGUAGAUUUGAAUUAUACUUAAAAAUGCAGCAUAAUUAUGGAAAACCAUCUCUUUUGAGAUUGGACGUAGAUUAAAUAACACCUUAAGAAAGGUUUGAAGAAAUGAACAUCACAUUUGUAAAGGGAAAGUCCCUAGGAAUUUAAAGUCUCAGAAUACUUCCUUGAUUUAUCUUAUUAGUGUUUUUAAUAGACUCUUGAUUUCAAAGGAAAAUUAUUGAAGCCUUAAUAAUACCUGCUUUAUAUUCACUGGUAACAAGAAAUAAAAUUUUCUUUAUCUUAGAUACAAUGAGUUAGGCUUUAGAGCAGAUAGUCCCUCUCAUAGUAAAUGUAUGAACUUUAAAAUUUAACCCGGUAAUGGUGAUAUAGUAACAAUCUCUGAUUUUUUUUUUUGUAAUUACAUGAGAAUCACUUCUUUAAAUGUACAGCUCAUCAAAAAAUUAUGAACUGUACAUUAGCAAAAAGGCUAUGGAGGUAUUUUUUCUUGACUUUUGUCCAUGAUCUUUGCACCUUAAUAUUUCAAGUGUAAAGGGAUGAAUGCAUGACUGUAAACUACGAACAGAAUAGGUCAGUGUCUUAGUUAUUGAGAAAUACAGUAUUUGGGUGCAUGUUGUAUGUGUCACCAAACUAUUAUAAACUGUUUUGGGAAUUGAAAACUGUAUAGUCAAUGGUUGUAAAAUUCUCAGUCUCAUCAAACCUUUGCUUUGUUGUAAAAGCUAAAAUAAACAGCAUGCUAGACUGCAACUGUAUUUCUUGUUGACCAAAACCUACUGAAUACUGCUGAUUUCUCUCUGCUUAUGAAAACACAUUAUCAGUAGUUUCCUCUAGGAUGCUUUUAUUUUGCUGAGUAUAAAUGAAAUUAGAAAAACAAAUUUCAAACCACAUCAUAGUGUGUCCCUAUGAUAAACUUUUUUCAAAUAACAUAUGUAUUUUCUAUGUUUUGGGCUUCUCCAAAUUGCAUACCUCAAAAUUUAACCUAAAAGGGGCAGGAAUUUAGCUCAGUGGUUCCUCUGCCUGCCUUGCAAGUGCAAGGACCUGAGUUCAAUCCCUGGUAUAAAAAAAAAUUUUUUUUAACCUAAAAGUAUAGGUGACUUGCAUUGGAUUGCCCUCAUCUGGAGUGUUGCUUUCCUGGAGUUCCACUCAAUGUCAUUAGUCAAAUACCUCAUUAGCCAUUCCAGUUUCAUGAUUUCAGUAUUCAGAAAAUUAGACCUAUAACUUUCUGGUUAUCCCACAAUGAAAUACCAGUGUAAAAUUAGUAACCAUAGAAAUACUUCUGGUAUCCUGCAGCUAGCAGGACUGUGUCUUAACCAGUACACAUAAAGCCAAUGUGCCUCUCCUUCAUGUUCUUUUACCACAAGAACCCAGAAAUACAUCUUCUCCUUUCUCUAUUAGGAGGAUGUGAUAGGCAGGUGAUUAUCACUGUCUAUCUCUAGAAUAGAAGGAAUCAGUUUCAAGAAUUGUUAUCAAUUAUUUUAGAAGAUUGUCUUUAUCUAAACAACUACAAAGACUAAGAAAUUAAUAGAUCACCAGAUCAUCAGUCUUUAGCAUAUCACUUUAUAGUUUACAAUUAUGUUUGAUUCAGUAGUCUUUUUUCAUGUAAUGGAGUUUGGACUAUUACUGUACUUGAAGACAGUGCCCUGAAUUACAGUGUGUGCACUGCUUUUAGUUUUUCUUUGAAAGUAUGUUUGUUUCUUCUUCCCUAGUCGUAGCACUGUCUGGAGAUUUUGCCCCAAGGUCAGUGCUGUUGAUUGAUUAUCAUAUGGUCCCUAAGUAAUCACUGCUACCUCUAGGCAGUCCUUCCUUUCUCCCCUUCUCUAUAACCCUAAUCCAUCUGAAGGCAGCUAUCUGGUGGCCUUCAAAUAAAUAACACAUUCUCCAUAAAUGUGCUUUAUUUCCCUGCAUCAUAAUUGUUUCACUUUUCCUGAUAACCUGUAGGAGCCAGAAUAUUAACCCAGUGGAUAUUUAUACACCUAGCUCAUCUCUUAGAAACAUCCCAUAAAGUUUAUUUUAUUCUUACCUAGUGAAAUAAAAAAGAAUUCUUUUGUGCCAAAUAUUCUGUAUCUUAUUUAGUCAUGCAUGGAUUGAUUGCCAGUUUUAGUUGAUCCUUCAAGCUAUGUCAAAUGUCACCUUGCAUUAAAAGACAUUAGUGGCUCCUGUAUUAAAAAGAUCGGGACACGGUGCUUGGUUAGUUAAGCAUAGAGAUUUGAACAUAAGUAUUCUACGCUUGGUUAGUGAGCCUCGAAUUUUGUAUAUAGGAGCUAACAGUGUACUCUGAAGAUGGGAGUAAGUCUCCUAGCACUGGGUGUUUCCUUGGCCCACACAACACAACUCUGAGAAAUCUUUCUGGUUCCAGGAUUUUUUUUUUUUUUAAUCUUAGGAUCCUCAAAUGUAUUGUUUUUCAAAGGAUAGGUCUUAACCCAUUAGUGGGCUAUGAAAUCAGUUAAUCCCUCAAGACCAGUAUGUUUUAUAGUAGAAAAGAAAAUAGAGAACAAUAGGUAGAACAAGUAAGAAGGUUAAAUACUGUUUCUGAAAGUAAUGUUUUUGUUAAAUACGCUAUAUACUGUGUGUACUGGGUCACAAUGUAAAUCAUUUUUAAUGUAAAUUGUACUUUUUAAAAAUAGCUUAAAAGAACCAUGUAGGAGACAUGAGCAGUCCAGUGAGUGUUGAAAGUCUGAAUAAUGUGGAGCCCUUUAAAACAUGGAGCAGCAAAUCCACAACUCAGAAAUCAUUCACAUUGUGAACACUUUCUGAGUAGAGCGAGACAGGAUAGCUCUUGUUCUGGUGUAUCUUUCCUGUGUAAUACAUAGUCUCAUGAUUCAUUGACACCAGUGAAAGCAUCAGAAAAAUUAGAUCUACAGAUGGCACCCAAAAAACACCACUGGCUGUCAUUUAGCUAAGAACAUCCUGACCUCCUUACCUUAAGUACUUUAUUGGAAUUGGGUACAGAAGUUUUGCCGUUUAAAUUGAAUUUGCUCAGCCUUCUGGCUGAUUCACCAUAUAGGUGACAAAUACCCUUCAAAACAGCUGAUAUAUAGAGUAGGGCUGAAAUACUCAUAUGCUGGGGGUUGCUAUACAAAUAUCUAUGCACUAUGACUGAAAUAAUUUCCUGAUUUAAGUAAAUAGAGAUAAUUCACAUUUCUUAUACUGACUUGAUAUAAAAUUUACUAUGAUUCCUUUUGGUGCUAUGCAGUAUUAUAAAUAGCUCCUUCACACUAAAAAGGAACCCAUUAAUCCUCCUGCAAAAUCCUUUGAGAAAUACUUUUGAAGUAAUGCUAACCUAAUCAAAAUAGCAUUAGUUAAAAUUUUGUGAUUAUUAUAAUCCAUGUUUUCAGUUAUUGGCCAAUAUAGCUAUUAAUGCAACUUUUUUCCCACUCAUCUUUCUGCCACAACUGUUCUAAAGUAGUAUUUGUUUCAGGGCUAUCUUAUAAGCCAAACUGGCCCCUUCCUACACCUUUCUGUACUCUGUGACAGACCUUAUUCAUGUUUAAUUAAAACUUUUUUCUCCUUUUUUUCUCUUUUGUGAAAUAAAUCACAUUAUAGCAUUUUUUAAAAAAUGAUAGUUUUGGUUACCCAAAGAGCUACACAAAAAUCCACCGCUUCAAAUUUUAUAGGUUUAUAUAUUUUUAAAAUUUUUAUUACUUUAUACAAAUAUAAAUUUGUAUUGUAGUUUACCACCUACAGUGAUAUAUCAAACUGCUAUAACUAAAAUGUCACUGAGAACCAUUUCAUAUUUCUCUGAUAUCUUAAUAACAUGUUCCUUCUAGUGAAGUCCAUGUAACAAGAAACCCUGUGAGACUGGUAAUAAAAUACCUUAAAUUUAGAAGUGUGCCUAACAUAAAACUAACAUAAAACAUGUUUAAAUACCUCAACAUUUCUUGUCUUGCCAUCAUAGAUCCAGUGUUCAACUGAUUAUCCAAAGAGUUUCCAAUUCUUUGGCUGAAAAAUAUUCAAACAAGACUGUAGCAUAGGUCACAUGGAAAUAUUCUCAAGAUCAGCGGUUGUACACCCACACCCACCCACAAGCUGUUAGAAAUUAUAUCUGGGGCUUGUCACAAGGUAAGGUAGAUUGUUACAGAGUUUAAAAUAGUCAUUGCUGAUGUAACUGUAUUAUAGCUAAUGAAAUUUUCAGGGAGGGAAUACGUUCCUACAAACUUUAAUUUACCAAAUAGUCUGUUUCUUUGGAAUGUUUAUUCUUUGGUAGAAAUUGGUUACUACUUAAUGAUAAUUAGGCUUUAAAAAUAUUUCUGGAUUACCGCAGUAUUUCCUUCACUUCUCUGUACCUUGUCGCUUGUAUAAGAGCUUGACCUUGUUGUCCAUUACACAGCCUCUGCCUUACUUUUUGUGUAUUUUGGUAAGACCAUGUAUAAACAAAUGUUUACAGUGAAGUUCUUAUUCUUAAAACUGACUUUAGUCUCUCUCCCCACAAAAACUUGGUUUAUAUUCACUAAUGGCUUUUCUCUAACAGUACUUAAUUUCUUAGUGUCAGGAGAUUUGGAUUGCAUGAUGACUGCUCACUUUAACCAUGUAUAUCUUUUUAAAUAAAUUAAGUCCAUUAAAGCUUUGUGAUCUUCAGUCCGCUUUGGUUUUUAGUUAUUGGAUAAAACUAGAAAGAUUAUCAGUUGCAUUCCCUCACCUAUCUAAAUUCUGCACACUGUGGUGCCUAAAUACAGGUCUUCCAGGAGACCAAGGUGUUGCUUUUUCAAUCAAAACAGACAGCAUUCCAACCCAGCAUGAGCACUGCAGACUGAAAGCUUAGGGAGCAGGUAAUACUUGGUGAACUCUGAAGCCCCAACACUGUCUCUCUCAACAAUGUCAAAUGUCUUUAUUUUCUAAGUAGUAAUGUGUAUUUUGAAAGAAGGGCUAAGGGGAGGAUUUCUAUCAGCAAGAUCAAUAUU